This is a messenger RNA of Danaus chrysippus (African queen), 810 nucleotides long. Lineage: Eukaryota; Metazoa; Arthropoda; Insecta; Lepidoptera; Nymphalidae. The record is from the annotation of a GenBank genome assembly.
AUGGACAGAUGCCCACUUAAAAUUUUAGGAGGACAAGAAAUAAAUAUAACAGAAGCCCCUUACCAAGUUGCAAUACGGAAACAUAUUUUAUAUGGCUUAAUUUGGUCAGCAUUCUGUGGUGGUUCUCUUAUAACAAUGACGUAUGUGGUUACUGCAGCACAUUGCUUUGUUGAUCCUAAAGGACACUUUAAAAAACUUUCUAUACGAAGGGUAGUUGCCGGUACUAUGAAGACGACGACCACGAUGCUUCAAUCAACGAAAGGCGAACAAUGGCGCAAAAUCAAAAAUGUUUACAAACACAAGUUCUAUGAUUCGAAAUUAUUCGAACACGACUUUGCUAUUGUAGAGGUUGUUAGUCCUUUUGUGAUAACAGACACGGUGAAGCCAAUUCGAUUGUAUGAUUUGAAAAGAGAUAAAAAGAUCGAGAAAGGUUUACAAUGCUCUGUAACCGGAUUUGGUCUCAAGGAAAAUUCAAAAGCCUCUCCCAGACUGAAUGCGGUGUGCGUACCAAUUGUCUCUAUGGAUGCAUGUAAAAUAUUUUACUAUGAAGAAUAUUUGCAUCCAUCUAGUCUUUGUGCUGGUUCGUCUGGGAAAGAUAGUUGUCAGGGUGAUUCAGGUGGACCAUUGGUGUGUUAUGGUGUUCUAGUGGGUGUAGUAGCAUGGGGUGGAGUGUGUGGUGAGCAACCAGGAGUUUACACUAAAAUAUCGGCAUACACCGGCGAUAAAGAAGUGCCUUUUAUGAAAAACAACGCAAUGAGAACUAAAAGCUGCUUCGGAAUUUUGAUGACCUCUUUUUUUAUUGAUAUUUAA